This is a messenger RNA of Cheilinus undulatus (humphead wrasse), 1910 nucleotides long. RefSeq names its product forkhead box P3b (gene foxp3b). The coding region runs from base 38 to 1387 and encodes 449 amino acids. Gene Ontology annotation, biological process: regulation of transcription by RNA polymerase II. Gene Ontology annotation, molecular function: DNA-binding transcription repressor activity, RNA polymerase II-specific; RNA polymerase II cis-regulatory region sequence-specific DNA binding. Lineage: Eukaryota; Metazoa; Chordata; Actinopteri; Labriformes; Labridae. The transcript is spliced from 14 exons. Gene Ontology annotation, cellular component: nucleus. The record is from RefSeq and is a predicted model, not a curated record.
UCUAUCAACUGGAAGCAGUGUAUGCUGUGCCAGUCUGAUGCUGACAAGGAAGAGUUGGUGCAUCAUCCCCGGUAUAAAUACUGAGCCCGUGUCUCUCCACUGUAAUGCUUUCUGCUUCUCAGACUGCCAUCAGAAAGACGCUCCCUCGAAGAACCAAGAGAGGAAGACAGAGAACGAGCAAGAGGUUCUGCACAGAGGAGCAGAGAUGCCUGAAACAUCUGCUGAAGCGGUGAGAUGUGGACAAAAUGAAGCACAACCAAAAUCUAGCAAAGGUAAACAGCCGGUGGAGCCACGCCUUCUUCAGACUCCGCCUCCUCCACCUGAGAGCAGGAAUGUGACACCGCCCACCGCAGGAAGUCAGUGUUGCAGCAUCAUGGAGGGGGUCAGACAGAAACAGCAGAGACCGUCAGUCCUUCGUCAACUUUCCCAGACAGCUUCAAGACGACAACACGAAAACAGCACAGCUGUCUCUGCUUUAAAAGAAGAGGUGGACACAGCCCGUCUCUCCCGCUCCUCCUCCUCUUCGCCUCAUGUGGACUCGUCUCCCAGGCAGAGCCAUCACUUCUUCUCCAGGAGAGACGGGGCAAAGCAGAGCUCCACUGAGGCCAAGCUUCAUGAAGGCGUCCCUGAAGCAACCAGGUCUCUGUUUGUGAGCGGUUACUGUCGAUGGCCCGGCUGUGAUGCAGUCACUGAAGAUUUCCACAGUUUCCUUAAACAUCUGAGUUCUGAACACAGUCACAGCGACAGAAGCAUCGCUCAGUGGAAAGUCCAACAGGAUAUCGUUCAGUCCAUGGAGACCCAGCUCUUCCUGGAAAAGCAGAAACUCAAUGCUAUGCGGCUUCACCUGCACCUCUCUGAGAACAAAUACACCGAUCAGAAUUUGUCUGAGUGGACAUACAGCCUUCCUCUGUACCUGCCCCAGCCUCUAGUGGCGGACAGAGACACUGUGCAGCAGUGGGCCGUUAAACACCUGGAGGAGUUCUCCCAGCAUGGAAACAGAGCUGCUGCUUCUGCACACUUUCUGCCCGAUUUGGUCCCCAGUCUUGAAUUUUACAAAUACAACAACAUCAGGCCACCGUACACCUACGCCUUCUUGAUAAGAUGGUCUAUCCUGGAGUCUCCAGACAAACAGCGCACCCUGAAUGAGAUCUACAACUGGUUCACCACCAUGUUCUUCUACUUCAGACACAACCCGGCUACCUGGAAGAAUGCUGUGCGUCACAACCUCAGCCUCCACAAGUGUUUUGUGCGAGUGGAGGGAGGGAAGGGAGCUGUGUGGACCGUGGACGAGACCGAGUACCAGAGAAGGAAAGGACAGAAGUAUCACAGGGACUGUCCUGUGAAGUGGUUCAAGUCUUACUCUCAUUACUAUCCAGAGGACCCGUGAAGACCAGCAGAUGGCAGCGCUGAGCCGCUUCCAGCUGCUGGCUCUUUACAAUUACCUGCCUUUUCUCACAGCCGGCCACUGAAAAGGGUCUUGAUCGCAGUUUUCCUUAAAAACUUGACAAUGAAUCAUAUUUUUAAGGUAAAAGCAGCAGUAUUAGCACACUGACUUAAGCACAACAUUCACGAGCCCUAAUGAAAGGAUGAACUCUCAAUGAAGAGACCCAUGAUUCCUGUUACAUAGCCCAAUGGCACCUUUAGCUGCCACAACAUCACCAUCUUUUACAGACCUGGGCUCAUGCAAGUAAAUGCAGGUAGUGACAAAAACAACACCAUCCACCCUCUUUCCACAUAGCCCUCACUCAUAACUCAGGCAUGCACACUGAAAGAAAGCCUUCAAACUGUCUGCUAAAAAGGCUGGCAUGUAGAGUGCAUGAAGAUGUGAAUUAUCCUCUCUUUUGACUUUAUAAAAUGUGCUAAACAGCUCUGUCAUGUUUCAUCACAUAAUAAAUAUGUUUUUGUGUGUU